GCCGCUGUGUGGCCGCCGGCGAUCAUGCCUCAUGUUUCGCUAACCAUAGCCAUAGCCGGAGCCGCCGCACAGCCGGUUUAUUUUGAAAAUCGAAAGCUUCACUUCGAGAUUUACUUUUGCAGGCAGGGCACCCACAACGGAGGGACAAUGAAGUACACGGUUGACAUAAUUAAGGAAGGCUAUUCAUACCUAGAAGGAAAGUACAUGAAGGCCAAUGGGACGUGCACAUUAAUUCGUGGAGGAGGCAUCAACGUCAUUGUUGACACCUUGUCAGCGUGGGACAGAGACUUUCUUAGCGACAGUUUAAGCAAACGAGGCCUCAGCUGUGCAGACAUCAACUUCGUUGUCUGCACCCACGGCCACUCGGACCACGUUGGCAAUCUGAACCUUUUCCAGACAGCAACCCAUAUCGUUGGCAGGUGCGUCUCUAAAGGGGAUGCCUACCAGUUAGAUGCCUUUGAAAAGGAUGGUCCAUUUCGCAUCGCUGAAGACCUGCAAGUGAUUCUUACACCAGGCCAUACUCUGAGUGAUGUCAGCGUCUUAGUCGCCACGCUGGAGCUCGGCAUCGUUGCCAUAACAGGUUGGAGUCUGGUGGAGUGCUUGCGUCUGAUCGACAUCCACGUUCCCGGCGCUGUGCGUAGUGGAGACCCCGUGCAACUGCAGUGCGAAUACAACCUGGAGGGCGCCGAACUCUAUUCUGUCAAAUGGUACAAGAACAAUGUGGAGUUUUACCGCUACUUGCCUUCGGACAUUCCACCCGGACAAUCCUACGAGCUGCUCGGAAUCUCCGUCGAUCACAGCAGGUCAGACAAGAACAAGGUAUUCCUGGAGAAGACGGACCUCAACACGGAAGGCAUGUACGGCUGCGAGGUGUCCACGGAGAGUCCGGGAUACAGGACGGUCAAGGGAGAGAGGGAGCUGAGAGUCUACGUACUUCCUGAAGAGGGCCCCAUCAUGGAAGGCUUCCAGAGCCGCUACCAGGUCGGUGACCAGGUCAAUGUCACCUGUUACUCGAGACCCUCCAAGCCUAUGGCGCAGCUCAAGUGGCACGUCAACGGAAAAGAGGUGCCGGCCAAAUACGAGACGCGCUCGGGUGUGAUCCGCCACGAGAACGGUCUGCAGAGCAGUUCGGCCACACUCCACCUGCAAGUUCGGCCGGAACACGUGCAGCGGGGGAGCAUCCGCUUCCGCUGCGUGUCCGCCGUAACGCAGGCACAUUCCAGGAGCAGUGAGGAACUAGUCAUCGGGGAGAAGGCACCAGGACCGGUUCUACAAGAGUCCAACAGCCCCCGCAUCAUGAGCGCCAAGUCCAAGUACGAGGUUGGGGACGACGUGGAUGUUAACUGUACCUCUGUCGUCACGGUACACCCCGUCCAGCUGCGCUGGUUCGUCAACGACAAAGAGGCCAACGCGUCGGACUUGCUUCGCUUCGCAAACGUUCGUUAUCCUGACGGCACAGAGGCCGCUGUCCUGGGCCUUCGCUUCCGCGCCACCUCCAGACACCUGAGCGACUCCGAGGGGCUACGGCUCAAGUGCACGGCCACCCAAUCACGGGUCGUUGCUCUCAGCUCCGAGGAAACAGUACAAGGAGCACAUCAGAGGUCGUCGGGGCUCGCCGCCGACAGCUCGGGUUCAGUGCGGAACAGAGUGCAGUGGUGUGGUGCAGCCAUGGCUCUCCUGUUGACCACUUUCCUGUAAGAACGGACAUGCAAUACAAUCAGCCGUGUGUGGUGGUGGUGAUGGAGGAAGUCGUCGAGCACACAUGGAGGACGCCAAUCUAGGGAUAUUUUCCUACUCUCGUUCUCAAAUAGCUUCAAAGACUAUGUGACGAGACAGAAGGACAUUGUACAUAAUGAGGCUGCAAAUAUGUUUCUUUCUUUUUUUUCCCCAUCUGUGUCUUUUCUCUCUCCAGUUAGCCCCCAGGAAGAACUUCGGUGAUUUUUUUUUUAAUCCACGACAGGGGCUCCACUUUGUUUGUGUCGGAGAGAGAGAGAGUGUGUGGUUUCAGACGGGUCCUAUCGCAAAUGCGAAAUCACAAGGAA
Molecule: messenger RNA, 2042 nt
Organism: Ornithodoros turicata
Lineage: Eukaryota; Metazoa; Arthropoda; Arachnida; Ixodida; Argasidae
Exons: 11
Coding region: 25-1698 (557 amino acids)
Source: RefSeq, a predicted model, not a curated record